Molecule: messenger RNA, 3507 nt
Organism: Pisolithus orientalis
Lineage: Eukaryota; Fungi; Basidiomycota; Agaricomycetes; Boletales; Pisolithaceae
Exons: 18
Coding region: 1-3507 (1168 amino acids)
Source: RefSeq, a predicted model, not a curated record
AUGGAUCUCCAUAUGUCUUUGACUGCUACUGUUGCUUCCAUGCUUAAGACUGCAUUUGGGGCCAACCCCAACUUCUCAUCUGGCACUGUUCUCACAAGGGACCACCUCACCAAGCCUAGGGUGACUCUCCCAUCCAAAACAAUUCACCUCUCACUCCUUGCAGGUGUGGUUGAUUGGGAUGUGGAUCAGUUUGUGGAUCCUUUGCCCACUGCCAAGGACAAGUUUAUCUAUUUUGAACACCCCAACAUUGGCUCUCUGGAUGCUCCAGCCACAGUUCUUGAUAGGCAUGGCAGGCUCCUGGUAUGGUAUUUGCCAGGAAUCAUCCAUGGUGCAAGGAUUCAACUUCUCAAUGAACUUCACCUCUCCAUCAAGGACUCCCUCAGGUCAAAGUCCAAGCACAAGCCCAAGGACCUGUCCAAGGUUAACAAAUGUUAUGGUCAUCAACAUCAACCUGUGGACUCUCCCACCUAUGGCCAUGGCAGGAUCUCCAUGUUUCCAGCCACCUUCAUGCAGGCUCACCAUGUUGGCUACUCCCUCUCAUCUGUUAAACUGUCACUGAGAUCCCUGCAGAGGCUUGUGGACAAUCUGCACCAAAGUGCUUCCCUCAAGAGGAAAGCUACAAGAAAAUGGCUCCAGCAGAUUGCCCAUGUUGAAAAGUUCUGGAGUGACAUUAUAAUGGUCACUUUGCCUGACCUUGCCAGGGCUGGCUCAGAAGUUGUCUUUGACCAUAGAGAUAUCCCCCCAUCCUGCACACAGCUGCAAAUGCACAGCACUUGUGAUACCUCUCUCCCCUUUCCCCUCUCCUGCAACACCUUCUCCUCACUUGGAGUUGGGCAUCCUCCCCAGUGCAAACUCACUCCCAACUCCCACAUCACCAAAACACAUCCCAGCAAUCAGGAGGAUCCAAGCUUUCUAGGAAGGGGUACUGUUUGUUACCUUGCUUGCUACAAUGGGGAAUACUAUGUCAUCAAGGAUUAUUGGGUGGAGGAGUCAGAGCAGAGGACAGCCCUGCAUGAAGUCAACAUGAUGAAGCUGGUCCAGGACAUUGAUGGAGUUCCCAAGUUGCAACACUACUGGGUCAUUGAGGUCAAGCUGGGCAUUCAGGCUCUCGAGAGGGGUGUCCUCCAUCAAGAUUGUAGCAUCAACAAUACAAUGAUCAAGGACUUUGCAAAUGGGUUGCACAACUUUCUCCUUGACUGGGAAUUUGCUGUAUGGGUCAUGUUACAGGGGGAAUAUGACUUGGGCAGCACAGAAGCCAUCACUAAAAGUGGAAAGACUAAUGUCCCAUUGAUCCAGAAAAAUGAUAUUGAAUCCCUGUUCUAUGUUUUCAUCUGGAUCCUCAUCCUUUAUGAUGGGCCACUUGGCCACAAGCAUCAAGAUAUCAGCCAUGAAAAGACACUUCUUGGCCUGUGGAGUGAAAAGGGAGCUGAAGAUCUCGAAAUCACCAGAUGCACCAAGUUCACAUUCCUUAAUGACCCAUCCAAAUUGAGGCUGGAUUCCAAGGUCUUGCAAUAUUUUCAAGAUCUAAUCCCUCUGGCUAAUGAGUGGCACAUAUUGCUUGGGCAGUCCCUGCUGAGUGGAACUGCAGUGCAGCUCUCUGACAUUAUCUCCCUUUUUGAUCAUUUCUUGGCCAGCAUGCCAUAUGAGAAACCACCAGAGAUGAUGAAUGCAUUCCAGCAGAUCAUCACCCAGCACAAAGUGCUUAAUUCAAGCAUGUGUCUGAGUCAGAAGAAUGAUAUGGAUGUUAUGUCUUCAGCAAUUAUGUCUUCUAAAUGCCUUUGUGAAGAGAUGUCCACCCAAUCUGGAACAAUCCCACUGAAAAAGAAGGAUAGCAAAAAAGCCAAACAACAACCAGAGGCCAACAGAAGCACUCGACCCACAAAAAACAAGUGUCUAGGAAGCCCACCCAUUGAUCUCAAAGAGUCUCAGUCUGUUGCCACAGUGGGACUCUGUCAUAGUGGAAGGGCAGGGAAAAAGGGUGGGGGCCACAGUGCUGGCCAGAAUGCAAAACCAAAGUCCAAUGUCACUCCACCACCCUACGCACCUCCCAUUGUGAAUGGUCCUAGCCCAGCUGAUAUGCCUCCAAAUCCCAUCCCUCAGUCUUCAACAGCAGUAGCAACACCUGUCUUCCAUCAGUGCCCCACAGACUCCCAUUGCUUUGGUUUCAGUGUUCUGGCUCAACAGCCAGGUCAUAUUGUGCCUCCCAGGAUGGAACCUGACCUUCAAGUGCUCAAUAAUCCUUAUAUUUCUGUGAUUCAGGGAGACCAAGUUCCCAGUAAUACAUCUCAUCUGCCAACACCCCAGCCCAACUACCAGUCUCAGUUUAUCCCCCACCAGCUGCCUGCUACCAUCCCCAACUCCUGUAUCAACCCCUCCCUUGAUAGCUCGCUCUCAUCAAGACAAACUUCAGCAACUGCUGAUGUUUGCCACAAGAGUUCAGAGAAGCUGUCAUCAGAGGGCUCCUCAGAAGAGGAAUCAGAGUCCUUGAGUAAUAACCCAUCAGACACAGAGGCUGGUGAGGUCUCUGGCAAUGAGUUCAACAAAGAUGAGGAUGAUGCAUUUGGAUGGGGUGCAAUGAAUCUUAGGCAAUCAACUCAUCCUGGCUUCUCCCAAGAAACAAUGACAAGCAAUCCUAUUCACCACAAUUCCUUACCCCCUGACCACGAGUUUCAGUACUCACAUGACAAGCAUGACAAUGUGGCUCUGCAAAGCUUACAAUCCAAGGACAAGGCUCAGCCAGAGGGUUCCCAAUGUGGCACUGUUGUUGACGUUCUUGAAUGCCACCAUUGCACUAAUGGCUGUCCUGUUCCUGAUCGUGAUCUUCUGACCCUUGCACAUGACUUGGUCAAUGAAGUAUCUCAGUAUGCCAGAGCCCCUUGUAACUCCAAGAAAGCUAAGGAUGAGGGCCCAUUGCCUUCACAACUGAGAUUUUACAAGGCAGUAUGGAAGGACUGUCUCAAAGACACUAAGCAAAAAUGCAGGGCUGCACAUGCACUUUCUAACCCAUUCCCAUCAAAAUCUCAUGACCUCAACCUCUCCAUAACAGAGGCACUCGUCACUGUCAUCGUUGAGUGGAAUCAACAUGGUGUGCAAUUUGAAGAUGGUUACUGGCCUGACCACAAGCAAGAUAUGGCAUGCCUUCUCCUUGGUGAUAUAUCUACCUGGUGUUCAGAAUUGAAGUCGGUUACACUGGCAACCACGCCAUCUGCAUUCAACCUUAUCCCUCCUUCUGAUGUUGCACCAUGGGUUCAUGUACAAUGGAUAGAGACUGCUGCCGCAAAGCUCCUUGACAACUUGCUUCUCCUGCAAGACAGUUUCAACAAGAAUGGAAAAACCAGGAAUUUUGCUCGCUCUGCCCUCAAGGAAGCUGUCAUACAAUUCUACUAUACUGGGACCUAUCAAAUCACAGACAAGUGUCCUGAGUCCUUCAACAAUUCAGUUCCCCUUUCCUGUCUGGCUCUCAUUGCAGCUGCGCUUGUUGCACUACUGAGGUAUUAUACUUACUGA